Molecule: messenger RNA, 1038 nt
Organism: Haliotis rufescens (red abalone)
Lineage: Eukaryota; Metazoa; Mollusca; Gastropoda; Lepetellida; Haliotidae
Product: neuronal acetylcholine receptor subunit alpha-2-like
Exons: 1
Coding region: 1-1038 (345 amino acids)
Biological process (GO): regulation of membrane potential; nervous system process; signal transduction
Cellular component (GO): postsynaptic membrane; synapse; neuron projection
Molecular function (GO): transmembrane signaling receptor activity; acetylcholine-gated monoatomic cation-selective channel activity
Source: RefSeq, a predicted model, not a curated record
AUGUACUCGUUGGUGGAUCUCAACGAAAAGGAUCAAGUUUUGAGUCUGUCUGGAAUGUUUGGUCUGACGUGGAAGGAGCCUCUUCUAGAAUGGGAUGCAAGGGAAUACAACACAGAGGUCAUCUAUGUUCCUACAGAGAUGCUUUGGCUCCCCGACGUCAUCCUGCAGAACGCCGUGGCGAACUAUGGCCAAAUUGGUAACAGGAACUUGAAGGUGUAUCUGGAGUCAAGUGGUACCAUAGUGUGGUUUCCUGGCGACUUUUACAAGACCUACUGCAAGAUAGAUGUCCGCCAUUACCCUUUCGACACUCAGGCCUGCAAGAUGAUCCUGCAGCCGUUGAGCUGUGAAAAGAAGAUUGUAAACCUUGAUCUGGCUCCAGUGCCUGUUUCUCUGAGGAAAUACGAUGAAAAUGGAGAAUGGGAGCUGUCUGACAUAGUUCCACAAAAGGUAUGGGUAGACAAAGCCCGACAUUUCCGGGUUGACUACACCUUAAACAUGAAACGUAAAACCCUGUUCUACGCGGUCAAUAUGAUCCUGCCUAUAGUGUUUCUGUCUCUCCUGAACUCCCUCGUCUUUGCUGUGCCUGCCAACUCGGGGGAGAAAAUCACUCUCUGCAUCUCUGUGAUGCUGUCCUAUGCUGUGUUCCUCACUCUCGUCAACGACGCUCUUCCCGAGAACUCAGAUGGCGUUUGUUACUUCAGUGCCUAUCUAGCUACCGAAAUCUUUCUCAGCGUGGCCGCCACCAUCAUCACUGUUGUAAACCUCGCCUUCCACCACCACAACCCCAGCUACAUCAGGACAACCCGCUUGCUGACCUUCCUCGUGUCAGAAAAGAAGAUCCAGACACUUGCAGGUGAGAUGGUCAAAGUCAAAUCUCCUGAUCAGGUUCCUGAAAAACAUGGGGAAGCCACGGAGGUUAAGGUGGUUCUCGGGUCGGAUGUUGCUACUGCUCUGGACAUACUUGGCUUCAAGGUGUUCACCCUUAUCAAUAUCGUUGCCACCCUGGUCUUCUUCUGUGCAAUGAGUGGAGUGUAUUAA